AUGUUCUCUCCUCUUCCUCUUCUAUUCUGUCGUCUCCUUCUUGGGUGGCUGUGGCUGGUGGCUGUGGCUGGUGGUCGUCUCUGGUGGUCGUGGUGGGUGGUUGUAUAUGGUGGUUAG
This is a messenger RNA of Prunus armeniaca (apricot), 117 nucleotides long. The record is from the annotation of a GenBank genome assembly. Lineage: Eukaryota; Viridiplantae; Streptophyta; Magnoliopsida; Rosales; Rosaceae.